CGUCUUCCUGUGACCUGUGAUUGUUACUUGAAAGUGUGGAAAUGCAGAACAGAUCUGCUGUUAUUAUGAAAGGCCCAUCUGUGACAGGUGGAAAGGAGGACGCUAUGUUAAGAGCUUGUUCUGUGCAGUUCUCAUGGAGGUGACUUGUGUCCUAUGGGGAAUGUCUCCAGGCUGCAUUCCACUCUGGGUUCUUUGCCUCUGGCAGUUCUCCGUGAUCACUCCUGUAUUGGGGUCCCCCACGCCACUCCCAGGCUCCAUGAUUCACUGGAAGGACUCAUAGGAAUCAGCCUAGGGUUAUAUUCACAGCUGUGAUUUCUUACAGCAGCAGGACACAAAGUACAGUCAACAAAGGAAAAGGCAAGUGGACCAAAGUCUGGAGGGAACCAGAGGCAAGCUCCCUCGAGUCCUCUGCCAGUGGAACCACACAGGACACGCAUUUACCCGCCUAUUAAUGUGCUGCCCUCGUUGUCUCGGUGAAUGAAGUCUGCUACUGGAGAAGGUAUGACCAGAAAGGAUCACGCCGAUGUAUCUAACCAGCUGUAUGCAUGCUAUGCUAUUGGUAAGGAUGUGCAGGCCAUGAAAGCCGUAGUUGGAGAAGAAGCCCUUACCUCAGAUGAUGUGCUUUACUUGGAAUUUCUGCAGAAGUUUGAGAGGAACUUCAUUGCUCAGGGUCCUUACGAAAACCGCACUGUCUAUGAGACUUUGGACAUUGGCUGGCAACUGCUCCGAAUCUUCCCCAAAGAAAUGCUGAAGAGAAUCCCUUAGAGCACCUUGAGCGAAUUCUACCCUCGAGACUCUGCAAAGCAUUAGCUGCUACUUCAUCGCUGGCUCGAUGCUCUUGUGAAAUACUGGUUCUGUUUUCUUUAUUCCUUUUGCAGUCCCCCAUCCCCACCUUUGUGUUGGAGUUUACUGUGUUACCCUGUAAUGAAAAACAAAGAAUAGGUAACAUAUUGUGCCAGUGUUGCAAUGUUUUAAAUUGCUAACAGACUUUAAAAUAUCCCCUGUUCCGAAAACCUGGAACUGCAGUGCUUUGUUUAAAGUAGCUGAGGGUUGGAGGUGAAGUUUUCUUACUGAUGUGUGUAUUUGUACGUAGUGGUGUAGUUAGCUGCCUAGUGUCCUCAUUAUUUGGGUCUCUCAGACCUUCCCUGUCCACCCCCUCCAGAGUAUCACUAUCUGAAGUUACAAUGCUUUGAUCUCCAAACUAGGGACAAGAUAGGGUCUGAAAGACGCUUCCUCUCCGAGCCGAGACGCUUUCCUGAGCGCUUGUUUUUAGACUUUGGUGGGCCUCUGGGUCUGCUCUAAGCAGAUGGCUUUUCCUGUCCACCUGCUGUUUCCUAUUGAAUGAAUAGGUUAGAAAAGGAGUUUCCUUUUCCUCUUUGGUGCGGAUAAGUUUCAACUCCUGUGUCUUACUGUUCUCCCUCCCUCUGAGUAACACAGAAUCAUGCAGCUUUUGCCCAACUGGCAUUGAUCUGAUAGUAGUGAGAUGCCCUGUCUUGAUGAUCCCUUACUGGGUUUCCAUGCAGAGGAAUCAUAAUGAAAAUAAUUAAUAGAAUUGUUGGUUGGAAAGAGUGGGAUACAAUUUUUUAAGAAAGAAAAAACCUAUAUCGGUUCUACAUUCGGACAUGCUAACAGUGGUUUUAAGUUUCUAAAGUGUUGACCGGAUGCUAAAGGCAAGGUGGGGAAGAGAAAGCUCUUCUGUGUAUGGAAUCUUUUUUAUAUAUAUAUAAUCUGUGGAUAUUUUAAACUCUGUUAGAUAGCAGCCU
Balaenoptera acutorostrata (minke whale) is the source of this 1763-nucleotide messenger RNA. RefSeq names its product V-type proton ATPase subunit B-like. The coding region runs from base 478 to 765 and encodes 95 amino acids. The record is from RefSeq and is a predicted model, not a curated record. The transcript is spliced from 4 exons. Lineage: Eukaryota; Metazoa; Chordata; Mammalia; Artiodactyla; Balaenopteridae.